CAAAACCUGAACCCUUACUCAAACAUGCUAACGAUGGUAUUUAAAAUUUUGUAAUUUUAAUGUAACAAACUUUUUUAUGAACAUAAUUUUGUAAAAUUGGAGAAAAUUUCUUUGUGUACAUCGGUUCGGAGCCGAAGACUGCCGAGCGUCGCGAACGCCGAACCAGUUCCAACCGGUUAGGGGAGGUACAAUAAUUGUGCGUGGUCCCUCACAGUCACCGAAUAAGAGCGUGGUUGAUGUGAAGCUGUACUUGGCGUGAAAGGAAAAAAAUCAAGAAAAAAAAACGGAGGUCCCUUUCAAAAGAAACCGAAAUUACGAUCUCCAUAUAACGCAACGGGGUCUGUGUUUUUCGUUAGAAAUUGAGGGAAAACUCAUCUCCGAAACUGGAAAACGGAAAACGUAAACUGGUAUCUUUUUGAUGUCUGUACAAGUGGAUGGGAUGAAGCAGCCGGUAACACCGUUUGGGACGCCUGUGAACGGCAGCAUGAAUGCGCUGUCCGAACAGGCAUCACGUCUGCUCGACUUCUCCCAGAAGUUGGACAUCAAUCUGCUGGACAGCGUCGUCUGCUGCAUGUACACGGGCGAGGGGGCCCAGCAACGGCUGGCCCAGGAGGUGCUGACGACGCUGAAGGAGCACCCAGAAGCGUGGACGCGGGUGGACACGAUUCUAGAGUUCUCCAAGAACCAGCAGACCAAGUACUACGCCCUGCAGAUCCUGGAGAAUGUGAUCAAGACCCGCUGGAAGGUGCUGCCCCGCAACCAGUGUGAGGGCAUCAAGAAGUACAUCGUGGGGCUCAUCAUCAAGACCUCGUCCGACCCCGAGGUGCUGGAGAGGGAGCGCGUCUACCUCAACAAGCUCAACAUGAUCCUCGUGCAGAUCCUGAAGCGGGAAUGGCCCAAGAACUGGCCCUCCUUCAUCAGUGACAUUGUGGGCGCCAGCAAGACCAAUGAGAGCCUCUGUCAGAACAACAUGAUCAUCCUCAAGCUGCUCAGCGAGGAGGUGUUUGACUUCUCGAGCGGCCAGAUGACGCAAGCCAAGGCCAAGCAUCUCAAGGACACCAUGUGCAGCGAAUUCUCCCACAUAUUUCAGCUCUGCCAGUUCGUCAUGGAAAACUCCCAAAAUGCUCUGUUGGUUCACGCGACGCUGGAGACGCUGCUGCGGUUUCUCAACUGGAUACCGCUCGGCUACAUCUUUGAGACCAAACUCAUCAGCACCCUCAUCUACAAGUUCCUCAACGUGCCGCUGUUCCGCAACGUGACCCUCAAGUGCUUGACGGAGAUCAGCGGGGUCAACGCGUCUCACUACGACGAGAUGUUUGUGCUCCUCUUCACGCAGACCAUGGCGCAGCUGGAACAGAUGCUGCCUCCUUCCACGGUGAUCAAGGAGGCCUACUCGAACGGCCAAGACGACGAGCAGAAGUUUAUCCAGAACCUGAGCCUGUUCCUGUGCACCUUCCUCAAGGAGCACGGGGCUCUGGUGGAGAAACGGACGGACCUGCGCGAGAUCUUGCAGGCCGCCCUGCACUACCUGCUGCUCAUCUCUGAGGUGGAGGAGGUGGAGAUCUUCAAGAUCUGCCUGGAGUACUGGAACGCCCUGGCCUCGGACCUGUACCGGGAGAUCCCGUACGGGCUGGGCACGGCGGCCCCGCUCUAUGUGGGCAGCGGGCCCUGCACCCCGGGGGGACGGGCUGCCAGCUCCCCGCAGUCCGCCAGGCGCCUGCUCUACGGGCCCGUGCUCACCAAGCUCCGCUACAUCAUGAUUGGGCGCAUGGCGAAGCCGGAGGAGGUGAUAGUGGUGGAGAAUGAGCAGGGUGAGGUGGUGCGGGAGUUCAUGAAGGACACGGACGCCAUCCAGCUCUACAAGAACAUGCGUGAGACGCUGGUAUACUUGACGCACUUGGACUACAUGGACACGGAGCGCAUCAUGACGGAGAAGCUGCACUACCAGGUGAAUGGCACAGAGUGGUCCUGGAAGAACCUCAACACGCUGUGCUGGGCGAUUGGCUCGAUCAGCGGGGCCAUGCACGAGGAGGACGAGAAGCGCUUCCUGGUGACGGUCAUCAAGGACCUGCUGGGGCUGUGCGAGCAGAAGAGGGGCAAGGACAACAAGGCCAUCAUUGCCUCCAACAUCAUGUACGUUGUGGGCCAGUACCCACGCUUCCUCCGGGCCCACUGGAAGUUCCUCAAGACCGUCGUCAACAAGCUCUUCGAGUUCAUGCACGAAACCCACGAAGGGGUGCAGGACAUGGCGUGCGACACCUUCAUCAAGAUCGCCCAGAAAUGCCGGAGGCACUUUGUGCAAGUGCAAGUGGGCGAGGCGGUGCCCUUCAUCGAGGAGAUCCUGGCCAACAUGAGCUCGAUCAUCUACGACCUGCAGCCCCAGCAGGUGCACACCUUCUGCGAGGCGGUGGGCUACAUGAUCAGUGCCCAGGCCGACCAGGCCGUGCAGGAACGCCUGGUCGACCGCUACAUGCUGCUGCCCAACCAGGUCUGGGACGACAUAAUCAAACAGGCCAGCAAGAAUGUGGACGUGCUGAAGGACGCGGAUGCGGUGCGCCAGCUGGGCAACAUCCUCAAGACGAAUGUGCGAGCCUGCAAGGCCCUGGGCCACCCCUACGUGACCCAGCUGGGGCGCAUCUACCUGGACAUGCUCAACGUGUACAAGGUGAUGAGCGAGAACAUCAGUGCGGCGGUGGCCCUCAACGGGGAGGUGGUCACCAAGCAGCCCCUCAUCCGCUCCAUGCGCACCGUCAAGAAGGAGACCCUCAAGCUCAUCUCGGGAUGGGUGUCACGCUCCAACGACCCCAAGAUGGUGCUUGAAAACUUCAUUCCCCCGCUGCUGGAUGCGGUACUCCUCGACUACCAGCGGUGCACGGUGCCGUCUGCCCGGGAACCUGAAGUACUCUCCGCCAUGUCCAUGAUUGUGCACCGGUUAGAGAGUUUCAUCACUUGCGAGAUUCCCAAGAUCUUCGACGCGGUGUUCGAGUGCACGUUGAGUAUGAUCAACAAGGACUUUGAGGAGUUCCCAGAACACAGAACCAACUUCUUCCUUCUUCUCCAGGCUGUGGUUACUCACUGCUUCCCCGCUUUGCUGAAUAUUCCUCCUGCACAGUUCAAGCUCGUGCUCGAUUCCAUCAUCUGGGCGUUCAAACACACAAUGCGGAAUGUCGCCGACGUCGGCCUGCAGAUCCUGUACCAGCUGCUGCAGAACAUAGCGGGAGAGGAGAUGGCGUCACAGAGCUUCUACCAGACCUACUACACGGACGUCAUGCAGCACCUGUUCUCCGUCGUCACGGACACCUCCCACACCGCAGGGCUGUCCAUGCAGGCGACCAUCUUGGCGUACAUGUUCAGCAUAGUGGAGGCGAACCGGGUGACGGUGCCGCUCAACCCAGCCCUGCAGCAGGCCAACGGAUUGGCCAACCUGGCCUACGUCCAGGACUUCGUCGCAAACCUGCUCAAGACCGCCUUCUCUCACCUCUCGGACGCACAAGUGAAGAUCACAGUCCAGGGCUUCUUCAACUUGAAUCAAGACAUCCAGGCAUUCAAGGAGCAUUUGCGGGACUUCCUAGUUCAAAUCAGGGAGUACACGGGCGAGGACGACAGCGACCUGUUCCUCGAAGAGCGGGAGGUGGCGCUGCGGCAAGCAGAAGAAGAGAAGCGCAAGAUCAGGAUGCUCGUUCCAGGAAUCCUCAAUCCCCACGAGAUCCCAGAAGAGAUGCAGGACUGAGCCGGUUUUCCGCUUCCUUAGUGCAGGCGUGUUUGUGCGACUGCCCCUAAAGCCUCUUCUCUCCCCCACCCCCUUUCCCCCUCGCGGAAGUGGUUAUACCUGCUUUUGCUUCCCAUCUCCCCCGCCCCUCUCUCUCGAGUCAUUUCUUUUUUUUUUGUCGUCGCAUAAGUUAUAUUUGCGUUGCUGUAUAUUUACCAUACCACCCCUUCCCCCCACCCCCCCUUCACGUCCUCCUUCGACUCUGAUCGAAAACACGCUUUUGCGAGAGAUGAAAUUUUUGGACGGAGUUUCUUCAUUUUGGUGUCCACCGCCUCCGCUGCGUCGUCGACGGUUGUCUGCCUCGGCUUUGGUCGCCUCUCCUGGUUGCUGGUUACGAAGACGCGGAGUCGUCUUGCGGUCUGUCCCGCCCGCCGCUGUCUGGCUAGGGUUGGCCGUCGUGUCGGCUAGAUUGGAUCAGUGCCGAGAUUUUCGAAGUCUGAUUUUGAAACGGUCUUGACGCCGAGGGUCUGAGAUUGGUUACUCGAGACAAUUUCGAUGUAACUCGACACGAGUCGAAUCCUCAAGAAUUUGUUCAGAGGUUAUCUCAGUGUCCUUUCCACGUUUGACAGCUUAAUCUCGGUCGAGGCAAGCGCGUCUAACCUCGGCACAACGCCGGUUCGACUUCGUGCACGCGUCAGCCUACAUCGACGGCCGGCUUGUUCCAACUUCAAACGUUGGUUCGAAACUGCUUCCACGUCGGUCAACCCAACAUCCAUUUUCGAUCCAGCGUUGGUUUCAUAUAAUCUUCCAAAGGUUAAAAUUCUUUCCCGGAGUACCAGUGGGGAUUUCCCGCUCCGCCGAAAACGUCCCGUCGGUGCUGGGAAGAGGAACGGCGCUCUUCGUGGGUCUGGCUGCAGUGUGGCUGUGCGAUUGUGCGUGCCUGUGUGCGUGUGUGCGUGCGUGCCUGGCGAGCGAACGCCUCCGACAGAGGACUUCUCGUCGCGGGGCGUCUGUCAUCGCAAACACAGAGUACUCUGCCCGACCACGGGCAGACGGCGCGUGGCUUUCAAGAUGCGAAUUGAGAAGACGACGACAACUGCGACCCUGCGGCCGACACCUGUGGCGGAACACAGAGGAAGAACGUUGGAAGAGAGACGUUCCACAACCCACGACAUUGAUUUUCCUCUUUCGUUUUCACUCGUCGUCGAGCGCCGACGUCGACGUUCUUGCGUUUCAAUAUUUAUUAACUCGCUUCCGUUGUAGCUUAUUUGAGUUUCCGACGGUACGAACGCUGUCUUUGCCGUCAGAGUCCUACGGUUGUGCCGUUCCGAUUUUAUUUUAUUUUUCGGGCUUGCGGGAAGACCGGAAGCAGUGACGAGUGCAGCGGGAGGUAGCGUGCCUCUUCUAGACCGUCUGAGCACGCGACGUCCACCGGACGGAUGCAAGAUGACUCUGCAGUCUUUCGGGUCAGCGACGCGGCGGAAGACGGAAGCACGAGAGGCAUGUGAAGAAGCUACCCACUACGUGAAGCAUCUGGGAGAAUGUGGCGUGAGUGUUGUGUGUGCGUGAGAAAAAAAGGAAAAAAAAGAUGGUGGCAUUGGGCGGAUUUUGUGCACAUGCCGAGCGUGUAUGUCUGUGCAUCUUUUCUCUCUUAUGUGUUGCGUAUGGAACCUCAAGGGGAAAAAAGAAAAACUGCUGGUGUGCGAUGUGCGUUUAAAAAAAUUUCGGUGUGUGGUUGGUUGGUGUGCAUCCGUGCCUGAUUGGAAACAGUUAUGUGAGAUUAGAUGUGUGCAUUUUUUUGUCGUGUUGGAGGAUUUUUUUUUCUUGGCUGUUUAGUGUAUUGGAGAAGAGCAAAAAAAAAAAAAACACGUUUUUGCUGGAAUAAAUGAGUGUUUUUACAUAGCUGGCA
Ixodes scapularis (black-legged tick) is the source of this 5618-nucleotide messenger RNA. RefSeq names its product exportin-1 (gene emb). Gene Ontology annotation, biological process: ribosomal small subunit export from nucleus; ribosomal large subunit export from nucleus; protein export from nucleus. The record is from RefSeq and is a predicted model, not a curated record. Gene Ontology annotation, cellular component: nucleus; cytoplasm. Gene Ontology annotation, molecular function: small GTPase binding; nuclear export signal receptor activity. Lineage: Eukaryota; Metazoa; Arthropoda; Arachnida; Ixodida; Ixodidae. Bases 419 to 3730 code for a protein of 1103 amino acids. The transcript has 23 exons.